GCAGUCUGCGUUACCUCAGAGAGUCAAGCGGUCACGCCAAAGCGAUAAUAUUGAUGAGAAACGGGACCGUAGCCGUUAUAAAGGAGGUUUUAUUAUCUGAUUUAGUUCUUCGUUAGCAGGUAGAUGUUCUCUAGGCUGCAGCUGCCGCGGAGGAACACUUUACCGCUCAAUAACUGGCUCGUUAGCAGCUGACUCCCCGUAGCAACACAAAGGCCUAUGUAGCUAGCUAGUUAGCCCCAGCUAGCUAGCAACCACAGCUGCAGUAGCUAGUUAGCCCCAGCUAGCUAGCUAGCAACCAGCUAACAGCUGCAGAACACCAACAGGCGUGUCGUUUUAAUGUUCUACCUGUAACAACAGCUACAGUGAGUCAGCAUUGGGCUUUUUUCUGCUUUUCUACGACCAUGGCGGAUCAGAAUGCAGUGGCCAUGCAGCAGAACCUGGACAGGAGCUGCUGGGUGUGCUUCGCCACCGAUGAGGACGACCGUACGGCGGAGUGGGUUCGCCCGUGUCGCUGCCGCGGCUCCACCAAGUGGGUCCACCAGGCCUGCCUGCAGCGCUGGGUGGACGAGAAGCAGCGCGGGAACAGCACGGCACGCGUGGCCUGCCCACAAUGCAACGCUGAAUACCUCAUCGUCUUCCCCAAACUAGGUCCGGUGGUCUACGUGCUGGACCUGGCGGACCGGCUCAUCUCUAAGGCCGGCCCCUUCGCUGCUGCCGGCAUCAUGGUGGGCUCCAUCUACUGGACCGCCGUCACCUACGGAGCCGUCACCGUCAUGCAGGUGGUGGGCCAUAAGGAGGGUCUGGACGUGAUGGAGCGGGCCGACCCCCUCUUCCUGCUGAUCGGCCUGCCCACCAUCCCCGUCAUGCUGAUCCUGGGGAAGAUGAUCCGCUGGGAGGACUACGUGCUGCGUCUCUGGAGGAAAUACUCCAACAAGCUGCAGAUCCUCAACAGCAUCUUCCCAGGGAUUGGCUGCCCGGUCCCUCGUAUCCCGGCGGAGGCCAGCCCCCUGGCGGACCACGUGUCGGCCACCAGGAUCCUGUGUGGCGCUCUGGUGUUCCCCACCAUCGCCACCAUCGUGGGGAAGCUCAUGUUCAGCAGCGUCAACUCCAACCUGCAGAGGACCAUCCUGGGAGGAAUCGCCUUCGUGGCCAUAAAGGGGGCGUUCAAGGUCUACUUCAAACAGCAGCAGUACCUGAGACAAGCUCACCGCAAGAUCCUCAACUUCCCCGAGCAGGAGGAGGCCUGAGCACACACACACACACACACACACACACACACACACACCUGUGCUGCCGGAGGGGGCGGGGCUAAGGAAACUGUCAGACUCGGAGCAGGAAGUGCUGCUGAAACAGACUUCAGAUCAGUGUCACCCUCUCCCCCCUACACCCCCCCUCCCCCGACUCGUCACACAUCCACGCUAGCAUCGCCGCCGCCACCGCCACCACGCCGUUUAUUAACUCUUAAAGACGCUUUCCUUCUGGGAGAAGACUCGCACACACCCGGGACUGUGAGCGCAGCGUGGACGCCAGUCCUAACUAAUAUCUAUUACUGUAUUUUAAAGAUAAUAAAAAAAAGAAAAAAUGCGGGGCAUGUGUAAUUAGAAAGUUUUAUAAUAAUAAAUGAUUGUUUUAUAAUGUUUAUUUUGCAGAUUGAAAGUUAAAAAAAAGCCCCGUUUGCCAAUGUUGGGGGUUUAUAUAUAUAUGUA
Molecule: messenger RNA, 1706 nt
Organism: Centropristis striata (black sea bass)
Lineage: Eukaryota; Metazoa; Chordata; Actinopteri; Perciformes; Serranidae
Gene: marchf5
Product: membrane-associated ring finger (C3HC4) 5
Exons: 6
Coding region: 402-1247 (281 amino acids)
Molecular function (GO): zinc ion binding
Source: RefSeq, a predicted model, not a curated record